CUUGUGUGGGGUGAGUGAUGGGGAGAAGUUUAGUGCUGUGUUUCGCUCAAUUUUCGAAGUUAGCCGAAGAAAAACGAUAAAACAAAAGGUAUGUUCGUGUGUCAGAGAACUUCUUAGCUAAAAGAAAAGAUGUUUAACGAUAGAAAAGUAGAAAUAUGUAUAUUUUCCGGUGUCUUGAGGUGACCUGUCAGAAGUAUGGAGGACUGAAAGUUACCGCUGAAGUGACAGUUCAUUCAGUGUAGCUACCCAGAGGCACGGGGCAGAGUGGGAGGGUCUGUCGUUGUGUUACACCGCUUCACUCCCAGAAGUUGUAGCAGAGAGGAGCUAAUCAUUACAAGUGUGGAUUACUGUCAGCACCCAGGUGACGGGACCGAUGAGAUGAUACUACAACACAACAGGAGCCCUCUGCUGCUCGCCGUCACCUGCAUGUACUUCUCAGGAGGUUUGCUCUGGUCCUACCAAGAAGAGGAUGCCAGCAACGGUGAAGAGUGCUCUGAGAAUAACAUUUCUACAACUAAGUACCCCUGCGUGAAGUCGACUGGAGAAGUUACAACGUGUUACAGAAAGAAAUGUUGCAGAGGCUUCAAGUUUGUGUUGGGCCAGUGCAUUCCUGAAGACUAUGAUGUGUGUGCUGGCGCCCCCUGUGAGCAACAGUGUACUGACCAUUUUGGGCGAGUGGUGUGCACCUGUUACCCUGGCUACCGCUACGACCGUGAGCGCCACAGAAACCGAGAGAGGCCCUACUGUUUGGACAUCAACGAAUGUGAAGACGAAAACACGACUGCGUGCUCUCAGAUCUGCAUCAAUUCAGUGGGGAGCUACAGGUGUGAGUGUGAGAAAGGCUAUUUCCUGGAAGAAGAUGGAAAAACAUGCACCAAGGGGGAGAGAGUGCAUCUCUUUGAGAAGUCUGACAACGUGAUGAAUGCUGGAACUUGCUCAGCCACGUGUGACGAUUUCCACCAGAUCAGGAUGUCUGUCCUGCAGCUUAAACAGAAGAUGGCCAUGCUGUCAAACAGCGCUGAUGUCCCUGAGCAGAUGACCAGCGAGAAAAUCCUGACAUCGCCCAUAUUUUUACCAGGGCCUCCAGGUCUCCCCGGUCCCCCAGGAGAUCCAGGACCAGAGGGCCCUCCAGGUCUUCCUGGACUGUUUGGGCCCCCCGGGCCUCCUGGUCCAAGGGGCUUGAUGGGACCUAUGGGACCCACACCAGACCUGUCUCACAUCAAACGGGGCCCCAGAGGACCUGUGGGGCCUCCAGGAGCACCAGGAAAAGAUGGCCUAAAGGGGGAUAGAGGAGCUCCUGGGCCUGUCGGACCACCAGGCCCUCCAGGCUCCUUCGAUUUCCUGCUUCUGCUGAUGGCAGAUAUCCGUAACGACAUCGCAGACCUGCAGAGCAAAGUGUACGGUCGACCGCUGCACUCACCAGGGGAGGACUUUCCGGCGGUCCCUGAUACUUGGAGGGACAAUCAGGACAAUCUGGAUAUGGGCUCAGGUGAGGAGUACAAGGAAACUCCACCUCGAACAGGCGGAGGGUCCAAGAGGAACAGGAAGAGGAAACCAGCGCGAGAGAGAACGGACUUUGACUAGAGUAUUUAAAGAGGGUGGGUUUAAAUAAUGUCAGGUGUAAAUAUUGAAGUGGUUUGCCUUUUUUAUUUAAACAGAAUGUACUGUAUGCCUUUUGAUCACAGAUGUUUAUUUUUGUAUGAUAUACCAGAGUGUGUGAAUAUUUUUUAACAAAAUGGGGACUGUGCAAAUGCAUGUUUUUUAUUCUAUAUUUUCAGAAACAUAUGGUUCCUUCACAGCACAUUAAACAAGUCUCUCAUGAAAGCAGGUUUAUCUCUGUACUUUAUGACAGUAUAUUUUUCUGUUUCACACAAAGUGUAUAAGCGAUGGAGCCACCUAAUACCUACAUGAUGAACCAAUUGACAUAAUCAUAUAUUAAUUCACAAAGGGAUCAAAACAGCACGAAUGUUGGACUGCAACUCUGAUGUCGAUAAUCCUCAUCUGUGUGACACCUCAGUGUGGUUUUCAGUUGCCACGGCAGCGAAGUAAUAACAGUUAGAAAAAGAAUACUAACAUUGCCGUCUGAGUAAGCUUCAUUAGUGCACACGUGCACACAUACAAGGAAUUUACAUACACAGCUAAAAUUAAGGACAUAAAACAUGGUUACGCAUAAAUAUUGAACUAUUAUUUACAUACAAGAAGAUUAAAAAAUAGAUGCAUAUAUUAAAAGGCCUAUAUACAGUAUAUAAAGAUGUUGGAUGCUGGUGUGGAUCAUAGUUGACUGAUAGUUCUCCACCAGGGGGAGACAUGCUCAAAGCCUCUUGCACAACUCUAGGUCACUUUCACAUUAUCAAGUUAAGGCUGAA
Messenger RNA from Epinephelus fuscoguttatus (brown-marbled grouper), 2366 nucleotides. It is a transcript of the gene ccbe1, whose product is annotated as collagen and calcium binding EGF domains 1. The transcript has 11 exons. Gene Ontology annotation, molecular function: calcium ion binding. NCBI's taxonomy places the organism in Eukaryota, Metazoa, Chordata, Actinopteri, Perciformes, Serranidae. The coding region runs from base 379 to 1584 and encodes 401 amino acids. The record is from RefSeq and is a predicted model, not a curated record.